Molecule: messenger RNA, 1794 nt
Organism: Triticum aestivum (bread wheat)
Lineage: Eukaryota; Viridiplantae; Streptophyta; Magnoliopsida; Poales; Poaceae
Product: glucose-6-phosphate/phosphate translocator 2, chloroplastic
Exons: 6
Coding region: 308-1465 (385 amino acids)
Biological process (GO): transmembrane transport
Cellular component (GO): membrane
Molecular function (GO): transmembrane transporter activity
Source: RefSeq, a predicted model, not a curated record
GGCACCUAACCUCCCUGCCCCCCUCCCGAGCCGCCACCUUCCCCCCUUCCCUUUGCCUUUAUACUCGUCGAAGGAACUAAACUCCUACCUCCGUCCUGCCUCGAGCAAUCCCCUUCUCCCUCCUUGUGAUCUCCGGGUUCCCGUCUCAGAUUCCCAGGUUCGAUCUUGAUCCCCAGCUAUCCCCACCUGCCUCUGCCGUCCUCGAAUCCUUCGUCGCAGAGGCGCCGCUUUUACCUCUUCUUGCCGCGAUUUGAGAAGAAGGCUUUAUCGAUCCGAGCAAGUCUUCUUGGGCGGGAAGAAAGGAGCCAUGAUACCUGCUGUGAAGCUCUCUCCGGCCGCCUUCUCUGUCACCAAUCAACGGUCUAAAUCAGCUUUUGUUCCGUCGGUGUCCAUUCUCAACAUGAAAAAAUUUGCGUCCUGCUCCCUUAGACCACUCUACCUCACACGGCUAGAUGACCCACACACUUCCGAGCUGAAGCCUCGGAGGCAGCUGCUUGACUUCCGGUGUGCAGCUUCAGCGGCUGAUGACAAGGAGUCAAAGGCUGAGGUGGUGCCAGCCAGCUCAGAAGUAGCACAAAAGUUGAAGAUUUCAAUCUAUUUUGCGACUUGGUGGGCGCUUAAUGUGAUCUUUAACAUCUAUAACAAGAAGGUUCUCAAUGCUUUCCCGUAUCCCUGGCUCACCUCCACACUAUCCCUCGCCUGCGGCUCAGCGAUGAUGCUCUUCUCAUGGGUCACCUGCCUAGUUGAGGCCCCCAAGACUGACUUAGAUUUCUGGAAAGCACUUUUCCCGGUUGCUGUGGCUCAUACAAUUGGACAUGUUGCUGCCACAGUGAGCAUGUCAAAGGUGGCAGUGUCAUUCACACACAUUAUCAAGAGUGCUGAGCCUGCAUUCAGUGUUUUGGUGUCAAGGUUCAUUCUCGGAGAGUCAUUUCCGAUGCCUGUAUAUCUUUCUCUUCUCCCGAUCAUUGGUGGUUGUGGUCUAGCUGCUGCGACAGAGCUGAACUUUAAUAUGAUUGGAUUUAUGGGUGCCAUGAUAUCGAACCUUGCAUUUGUUUUCCGCAACAUCUUUUCGAAGCGGGGCAUGAAAGGGAAGUCUGUCAGUGGCAUGAAUUACUACGCUUGCCUUUCAAUUAUGUCCCUGGUCAUACUCACACCAUUUGCUAUUGCUAUGGAAGGCCCCCAAAUGUGGGCCGCUGGAUGGCAAAAGGCUCUUGCAGAUGUUGGCCCCAACGUUCUCUGGUGGAUUGGUGCACAGAGCGUUUUCUACCACCUGUAUAAUCAGGUGUCCUACAUGUCUUUGGACCAGAUUUCUCCAUUGACGUUUAGCAUUGGCAAUACAAUGAAGCGCAUAUCAGUUAUUGUUUCGUCAAUCAUUAUCUUCCGUACACCUGUCCGCCCUGUAAAUGCACUAGGAGCUGCCAUUGCCAUCUUUGGCACAUUCCUGUACUCUCAGGCAAAGCAGUGAGGUUUGAACUAUUGUUGAAGGUCAGGUUCAUGGACGAAGAAUGUCUGCAGAAAUAGUACCAAGCACUGGGGCAAAUUUUGCUUGUGCAAGUGUCUUGUUGAUACAGGUUUAGGUUUUCAUGCGAGAGGCGAUAAUAAUAAUGGACCAUGUUGCUGUUUCCUUGUUAUUUGUUAAAUCACAAACUGAACUCCAGUGGCCAUGAACUGUCGUUGUAUCCUGAAAUAAGAACUGCAUGGAAAUUCGUCUGACAGUUCCGUUGCUGGAAAGUAACGAUAGCCCUAUGCUUAACGGUUAAUUAUUGAUAUUUAAGAACUUUGUGUAUUUUGAAA